This is a messenger RNA of Corythoichthys intestinalis (scribbled pipefish), 5837 nucleotides long. It is a transcript of the gene unk, whose product is annotated as unk zinc finger. Lineage: Eukaryota; Metazoa; Chordata; Actinopteri; Syngnathiformes; Syngnathidae. Gene Ontology annotation, molecular function: metal ion binding; mRNA CDS binding. The transcript has 15 exons. Bases 573 to 2933 code for a protein of 786 amino acids. The record is from RefSeq and is a predicted model, not a curated record. Gene Ontology annotation, biological process: cell morphogenesis involved in neuron differentiation.
GUAACUAGUGGCCGCCUUAUGUAAGUAGAGCUUUUCCGGUGAAAAAUCUUGUGAAUAAAUGCUUAAAUCCCCGUAUUCUUGAUAGAUAUGGACGUAAAACAGUCUCGAUUCUUGAGUAAAAGCCCAAAAAACAUGCAGUUAGCAUUUAUUUUACGUAAAUUUGUCGAAGUACAAUGCUAGUCUGUUCGUGACUGUAACUGGUGGCCACCUUAUGUAAACAGAGCUUUUCCAGUGAAAAUUCUUGUGAAUAAAGUCUUAAAUCCCCAAAUUCUUUAUAGAUAUGGACGUAAAACAGUCUCGAUUCUUGGUUUAAAGCAAAAAAAAAAAAAAAAACGACAACGUGCAGUUAGCAUUUAUUUGACAUAAAUUUGUUGAAGUACAAUGCUAGUCUGUUAGUGAAAGUAGCUAGCGGCUGCCUUAUCUAAACAGAGUAAUUUUAAGGCGAAAAUUCUUGGGAAUAAAUGAUGGACGUAAAACAGUCUCGUUUCUUGGUUAAAAGCAACAAAAAAAAACUUGCAGUUAGCAUUUAUUUUACGUAAAUAUGUCGAAGUACAAUGCUAGUCUGUUCGUGAAUGUUGCUAGCGGCUGCCUUAUGUAAACAGAGUUGGAAUUGGACAUCUAGUGCCAUCAUGGGCAGCCAAUAUCUAAAAGAGUUUAGGACGGAGCAGUGUCCCUUGUUUGUACAACAUAAAUGUACACAACACCGACCUUUCUCCUGUUUCCAUUGGCACUUCUUGAACCAGCGACGCCGCAGGCCCAUGCGCAAACGGGACGGGACUUUCAACUACAGUCCGGAUGUUUACUGUACCAAAUACGAUGAGGGAACCGGAACUUGUCCUGAUGGAGACGAAUGUGCUUUUCUCCAUCGGACGGCCGGAGACACGGAACGAAGGUACCACCUCCGCUAUUACAAGACGGGCUCGUGCAUUCACGAAACUGAUACGAAAGGUUACUGCAGCAAAAACGGCUGCCAUUGCGCCUUUGCGCACGGGUCGCAUGACUUGCGCAGCCCCGUGUAUGACGUAAGGGAAGUGCAGGUGAUUGAGUGUCAAGGUGGCUCGGGACCCUCGGAAGGAACCGGAGGUGAUGGACAGUCGGGUCAAGCGGCGAGUAUGGCCCUCAUCGAGAAGAUUUUGAGCGAGGAACCACGCUGGCAAGAUAACAACUACGUGUUGUCCCACUACAAGACGGAGCUUUGCAAGAAGCCUCCCCGCUUGUGUCGUCAAGGUUACGCCUGUCCGUAUUAUCAUAACAGCAAAGACAGACGUCGGAGCCCGCAUAAGCACAAAUAUAGAGCUUUGCCUUGUCCGGCGGUCAAACUGAGCGAGGAGUGGGGCGAUCCCAGCAAAUGUGAGUGCGCAGAGGGGUGCCAGUAUUGCCACACGAGAACCGAACAACAGUUUCACCCUGAGAUCUACAAGUCCACUAAGUGUAAUGACAUGCAACAGUGCGGCAGCUGUCCCAGGGGUCCCUUUUGCGCUUUUGCUCAUGUUGAAAAAGCCUUUGUCUCGGAAGAGUCCUUUUCCUCCCCAAGAUCACCACCCCCACCUCUCCGUCCCCCCGAUCCCGUUUCUGCUGACGACGUGGCGGAAACGAGCGGACACAAUAAGGGCCUAGGUCACGUUGACCCCCUUUCGCCCCCCGCCGGGUCACGCGUCCCAGAGCAAGGCCUGCUGGGUAGUGUUCUAACUCUUUGUGAGGACAUGAGGGGAGCGACUGAAACUCUGUCUCCCUGGGCGGGAGAGGGGGGGCACGGUAGAGCACCUGGUUUUGAGAGGGAAGAUCAGGCUAAACAGAGGAGUUUUGCCCUUGAGCAGCGCAGCAGAGAAAUGACCUCAGCACCAAGUAGUAAGCAGGAUCUGUUGGUGUUUCUGCCUGUGGGCAGCCCUUUAAGUUUGUCCUCCAGCAUCCCAUCCAGUCUGGCUGCGACUCCGCCCAGCCCCGCCCCCCUCGGACCCGCGGGGACCAACGUGGCAUCAGGCAUGAAUGCCAACGCCUUGCCCUUUUACCCUACCAGUGAGACUGUGGAGUCUGUUGUCGAAUCGGCAUUGGAUGAUCUUGACCUGAAUGAUUUUGGUGCCUCGAUAUCGGAGAGAGGCUUGGAAAGUGCUUCAAGUCUGUCACGGGUUGGAGUUCGGCUAGGUGAAACCCGACUUCAAAGCUCUGCUCCUGUCAACAUCCCAGGGUCCUUUAGCACAUCUGCUCCUUUUAGCUCCCCGUCACCUUCCCCCCCGAUCAGACCGCGGACCUCCUCCCUCUUCUCCACGCAUCUGCCCCAACCUGGCCAACAAGAAAGCCCUUUCCUGGGACCGUCCCAUAGCUCCUUAGGUCUGAAUGGUAUGAGCAGUAACAUCUGGGAGCACUUCCCAUCAGGCCAGGGAUCCCCUGGAACACCCCCAGCGCUGAUGCCCUCCAACCCCUGCGCGGAGACGUCCAGGCUCAAACAAGAGCUCGAGGAGGCUCACCGGGCGCUUAAGCAGUGGGGGCACAGUUGGAGACACACAGCUCAGUCAUGGGCCUCACUGAAAGCAGACGCGGAAGAGUCACGCGCCCACGCGGGACGGUUGGCCACGGAGGCCGAGAGAACCAGGCAGGCGGAUGAGGUGGCGCAAAGACAAUCUUCUCUACUGGAGGAAGCGCUGGAGACCCUGAGGAGCGGGGAAAACCCCCAUCGAUCGUUACACCAACUCCAGAUGUUACACAGGCUUCCCUUAGAAUCCGUCCUCAGUCUGCAAGCACAACUAUGUAGCUGCCUGCAAACUGUAGAACAGGCGAUGUACAAGAAGCAGAAGCAGUGCUGUGUUUCGUGUGGAGAACAGGGCUCUGUCUCCUUGUCGUGCGGUCACGGACUACGUUGCGAGAGCUGCUCCACCUCCACAGAGUGCCCUCUGUGUUCCGAACCAACAUUGGAACAGCAGCAGCAGCUCUCUUGACCCAUUGGACCAGUCAGAACCCCCACAAGCACUGAAUACACAUGGGAGAUUCCAUAGCAGUCCAGUUCUGAUUCCACAACCACCAGCCGUAGAUCAACAUUCCAGACUUUGACGAGGUUGUUUUUUACUUUUUACUGUAAUGCAAUCACAGAAGAUUCCUGAAAGGCAACCCUUUCAUACAUAGCAAAAAUCCAGGAGUAAUUGAAGUACUCCCAUAUCGGUUUGUAAUUGGCAAAAGGUGCCGUUAGAUGACAGCAACACAUUUUACCAUAUCAGGUAAAGCUCAUUCCAAAAUGAGGCUAAACCUUAUUUUCUUACCACAGGGGUGUCAAAGUGAUCCAAAAUUUAUAAGAAGUGACUCGUAAGUAUCUUAAAAUGACACGGAAGUGACGCAAAACUAACUUAUUGCCUACCUUUGACAAAAAUAGACAUCCAGUUCACUUAAUCUGGAGGUAGUGGCUGUGAAUGUUCAUUUUUUAGUGCCAUUGACGGUGUUGGAAAUCCAAUCCAUUUCGACUGGGUGGAGCAAAUGGACAUUAACAUUAAUGGUGAUUGAUAAACAUGACCAAUAGGGGUUCUAAGAUUGAGCCCUGUGGAACCCCUUUGACGUGUUUAACUCCAACGCUGCCUGCCCUCUUAGUCUAAAUGAAUUAGGCGUCUUGUGCCGUCAAUGUCAGCCAGUUAACCUAUUUGGAUAAAAAUAAGCUAGUCUGGCCCACAUGAGAUCUAAUUGCCCCAAAUGUGGCCCAUGGACCAAAAUGAGUUUGACACCCCUGCCUCAGCACCAAGAUGGCUGCAAAGGAUUAGAUUUAGCUUCAGCCUGAGCACAAAAAUGGCAAACAUGAGUUUUUAAGUGACCUAUGAAGGACAUUUGCACAAAAAAAAUCUGCAAAGAGGCAAAUUCCGAAACGCCAAACUUGUGACUAAAGGGGCUUCAGUGCGCUCGCAGUUUUUUAAAAGAGUCAUAUUUUCCACUAUUACUAAUUCGAGAUGAGAUGUUCAUAGCUGCUCCUAACCAGCAACACUGUUAUUUACACAUACUUGCACUGCUGGGCAAAAGUAUUGGCACCCCUGCAAUUCUGUCAGAUAAUGCUUAAGUUCUCCCAGAAAAUGGUAGCAAUUACAAAUGCUUGGGUUGUGAUAUCUUCAUUUAUUUUGCUUGCAAUGAAAAAACACAAUAGAGAAUGGGGGAAAAAAUUAAAUCAAGAUAAUUUUACACAAAACUCUAAAAAUGGGCCGGACAAAAGUAUUGGCACCCUUUGAAAAAUCAUGUGAUGCUUCUCUAAUUUGUGUAAUUAACAGCACCUGUUACUUACCUGUGGCACAUAACCGGUGGUAGCAAUAACUAAAUCACAAUUGCAGCCAGUUAAAAUGGAUUAAAGUUGACUCAACCUCUGUCCUGUGUCCUUGUGUGUACAACAUUGAGCAUGGAAAAAAGAAAGAAGACCAAAGAACUGUCUGAGGACUUGAUAAGCAAAAUUGUGAGGAAGCAUGGGCGAUCUCAAGUCCAUCUUCAAAGACCUGAGUGUUCCUGUCUCUACCGUUUGCAGUGUCAUCAAUAAGUGUUAAAGCCCACGGCACCGUGGCAAACCUCCCUAGAUGUGGACGGAAAAGAAAAAUUGACGAGAGAUUUCAACGAAAGAUUGUGUGGAUGGUGGAUAAAGAACCUCGACUAAUAUCGAAACAAGUUGAAGCUGUCCCGCUGUGGCACUCUAUGGUAGGAUAUCCAGGAAGGCCCCACUUCUGAUCUAGAGACAUAAAAAGUUUGCCAAAACUUACCUGUGAAAGCCAAAAACAUUUUGUAAAAAUGUUCUCUUGUCAGAUGAGACAAAAGUAGAGCUUUUUGGGAAAAGGCAUCAACAUAGAGUUUACAAGGAAAAAAACGAACACGGUCCCCACAGUCAAACAUGGCGGAGGCUCACUGAUGUUUUGAGGUUGCUUUGCUGCCUCUGGAACUGGACUGCUCGACUGUGUGCAUGGCAUUAUGAAGUCUGAAGAGUACCAACAAAUUUUGCAGCAUAAUGUAGGGUCCAGUGUGAGAAAGCUGGGUCUCCCUCAGAGAUCAUGGGUCUUCCAGCAAGACAAUGACCCAAAACACACUUCGAAAAGCACUAGAAAAUACUUUGAAAGAAAGCACUGGAGACUUCUAAAGUGGCCAGCAACGAGUCCAGACCUGAAUCCUGUGGAGAGAUCUGAAAAUGGCACCUUUCAAAUCUCAGAGACCUGGAGCAGUUGGCCAAAGAAGAAUGGUCUAAAAUUCCAGCAGAGCAUUGUAAAAAAAACUCAUCAAUGGGUACCGGAAGCAGUUGUUCGCAGUUACUUUGUCUAAAGGUUGUGCUACCAAGUAUUAGGCUGAGGGUGCCGAUACUUUUGUCCGGCCCAUUUUUGGAGUUUUGUGUAAAAAGAUCAUGUUUAUUUUUUUUUCCAUUCUCUCUUGUGUUUUUUUAUUGCAAGCAAAAUAAAUGAAGAUAUUACUACCAAAGCAUUUGUAAUUGCAAUUAUUUUCCGGGAGAAAUUGAGCAUUAUUAGACAGAUUUGCAGGGGUGCCAAUACUUUUGGCCAGCACUGUAUUUCCAAAUCAAGUGACUAUUUCUGCAGAGCUGUCAAUGCAUCAGUGGAGAUUUCAAAAUUAUGAAUUAAUUUGGAAAGAUGUUUUGAAUUACAUUUUUUGGUAAUUGCUAACAACAGGUUAACUUGCCGGUGACACUUUCAUACAGUACGUUUUGUGCAUCCUUUCUGUUCAAAUGUUUUUUAAUGUUUACAAAAUUGAUGGAUGACUGACAUUUUUGUUAGUGUUGCACCGAUAUCAAUAUUAAUAUGAGUAUCGGUACUGAAGGAAUUCGGCCCCCCCGCCAAGCCGCCGGAACAGCGACAGCCGAAGCAGAUGGCGUUCCGCCGGCGCAU